GGAAAAGAAUGGAUGACAGGAAACCAAACACACCUUCGAAUUCAGACGAAAAUACCGAAACGUAUCCGAAACUUCCCUCGCCAGUUGUUGCAAGAAGCUACCAUGCUCUUAACGGCUCUAACAUUACUUCUCCCCAGAUUGCUUCCCUCCGUUUAAAACCAACAAAAAGUACCGAUUCCCUCACAAAUCAUCCUUUGCAGAAUUUUGACGAAGAAGAAAGUGAAACGUAUUCUACCUGGUCGAGUCAACUAAUUAGAAGAUCUCCGUCGUCGUCUUCAACUUCGUCUUCGUCUUCCCUACAACCAAGAUUUUCUUCCCCUCCUCCCGUACCGGGUGGCUCAGUAGGCGGUCUGAUGCUCACAAAGCUUCGUGAAAUGAAUGCGGACUUUUCAGGCAUUGUGCAAAUGUUGAUUGCUAAAAAGGCAACACUCUUACUCCCUGCGUCUCAUGUAAUGCCAUUCGAGCAAAUUGAUCUAGCUCUUCUCGAAGAUCAUGUAAUUGUCUCUCAACCAAACGAUGAUGGUCAUAAAGUAAUAACUUUGAAUGGUAUUACAGGUUUUAUUCUACAGGAUACAUUAAAGUUGGUUGGUUUAGUACCAUCCGAACCUGAUAUUUCUACAUAUAUUAAAGAAAAUUCAAAGACUCGCAAAUCAAUUUUUGACUCAAUUUUAAAACCUGCCGAUGUAUCUUAUGAUUGUCCAUCAAUCAAAAUUAUCAAUAAAGACGCUGAUAUUCUUUUACAAGGCAUGACAAUUCAAACAAUAGUUAUUGAAUCACCUUUACGAUCAAAAGAAAUUGCAGAUCGUAUUUCUGCACUUAAGACACGUAAAACAAUAGAGCGUAAAGUUGAAAGUAUUAAUUUACCGGAGAAUUUUUCAAAAGAAGUUACUGGUUUUACCGAGGAAUAUAUUAAACUAUCUCCACAAGAUGAAAAUACUUCAUGUGAUAAAAUUCAAGGUCUUUUUGAUAGUAUACGUUAUCAACUUGAAUCACAAGUGGAAUCACAUGAAGAAAAAGAGGAUGAUAAUGAAAAUGAAAUAGAUCAAUCUAUUAAUCUUGUUGAAAAAUAUGUAUGCACUGCACUUUAUGAUCACAUAUUUUGUCCAAAGUGGUCUGAUGAUGGUUCGGCGGAUGAUACUUUAGGAUCAAAAAUCGCUGCUUUAAAUUUCUAUAAGUUAGGACUUUCACAUCUUGGUGUUGUUAAUCCGCAACAAGAACAGAUAGAUGUUGCUGUUCAAACGGCGGGAAAAGAGUUACAAAAUUUGGGUCGAAUGAAGGCACCAUAUGAGAAACUCGACAUCAUUAUUAAGUGCCAUAGGAUUGUGGUUGAUGCUCUUGAGAAAAAAUUACAAACAUCUCCAAGCAGUUCAAAUGAGUCUAAUGAUACAAUAAACACUGCUCAAGACGUACCUAAAGACGUACCUACAGUGCCGUUACCAAAUAUCUUACCACAAACAUCCGAUUCAUCUGCACAGGUUCCUCCUCCGAUACCUUCACCUACAUCUCUCACAUCUUCAGCACCAAGCUCACCAAAAUCGCCAACCUUUCCAUCCGAAGAAAGGACUAAUAACCCUAAUGCGGAUGCAAUAUUUCCCUUAUUGAUCUAUAUCGUUGUUAAAUCUAAUCCUAAACAAUUGAUUUCAAAUUUGAGAUUCAUGCAAAGGUACCGAGCACGGGGUUUGCUGCGUGCAGAAGUUUCUUAUUGUCUAACAAAUCUUCUAGCGAUUGUUGAAUUUUUGGGAAAAAUGGAUCUUAAUGAGUUAGGAUUGCCAUCUGAUAAGUCUUUGAGUGAACAAAUACCUUCAGUCCCAACCACACCAACGGUCAUAGAACAGAGGGUCAGUCGCAGAGUCGGACAGGAAAUUGUUGGCGUGGCUGACAGUGGUCUUAAAGUUAUCACGGGAGUUGUAGAUACUUCAUACAAGAUGAUCGGUCGUGUUUUUGGAUAUAAUGAGUACUCUACUGCGAAUGCCACAUCAACAUCAACAGUAGACAUUGAAAAAGAACAUAAUGUGAUACCAAACACUGCCAAUUCUAUGACACAUUCAAAAGAUGUCAGUGGUAUAAAUACUGACCCACCAGCAAAAAUUAUAGAGAAGGAAUUGGCAGAAAUUAGCCCUGAUAAACAUAACUUUGAAAAGAACAAAACUGGUGGAAAUUCUCAAAUUGAUGAGCCUAAAUCUUUGACUGGACGUUUACUUCCUUUUAACAUACUUCCACGAUUCAGUAGUGGUGGCACUUAUCCGGAAGAGAUAGCACCACCUAUUAAACGAUUUUUAGAUUGCCCAGACGAUGAAUUUCGUGCAAAGGAUGUGCAAGAGCUUUUGUCUGAUUAUAAACGAUUGUCGGCUGCUAUUCAGGAACUUG
Molecule: messenger RNA, 2367 nt
Organism: Racocetra persica
Lineage: Eukaryota; Fungi; Glomeromycota; Glomeromycetes; Diversisporales; Gigasporaceae
Source: the annotation of a GenBank genome assembly